GUCAUAAUUAGUGCACCGAGUGACGAUGUGCCAAUGUUUGUUUGCGGUGUAAACUUGGAAACUUAUAAACCCGAAUACAAGAUUAUCUCCAAUGCUUCUUGUACUACAAAUUGUUUGGCACCGAUCGUCAAGGUUCUCAAUGAUAACUUUGGUAUCAUCGAAGGUUUGAUGUCAACUGUCCAUCCAACUACAGCAACUCAAAAGACUGUUGAUAGUUCUAACAAAGACUUGAGAAGAGGUCGAGGAGCUGCGCAGAACCUUAUUCCUACUUCCACGGGAGCCGCAACAGCCGUUGGCAAA
Ambispora leptoticha is the source of this 300-nucleotide messenger RNA. The record is from the annotation of a GenBank genome assembly. Lineage: Eukaryota; Fungi; Glomeromycota; Glomeromycetes; Archaeosporales; Ambisporaceae.